AUCACUAAAGUUUUUGAUUCAAAGCACAUAAAUUGAAACGUCAACAAACCUAUGUCAAAAAAAUAUUAACAAAAUAUGCAGAAAAACAUGUUUUAACCCACCAACUUUCAUGAAACCCUCAAGCCAUGGACACUACAGACGUCGCGCCAAAAGACCCUCGUUUCGCGCUGGUCAUCCAAUACUUCAAGGAGAAUGAGUCGGGAUCCUUGGCUGAUGUGCUUCGAUAUGUCAAACGAAAGUACCGACUUGGAAGUAGAGAGGAGCUUACGAAUGUGGUGGAAUCUGCUGUGCAUAGUGGAGCGGCCCUGGGUCUGUUCGAGAGGAAACUAGCCAAGGCACCAUCCAAGCCAAGGAUAGGGACUAUCCGCUGCUCCACCCACAUACUGCCAAGCCAGCGCUGUCGGUGCAGCUCCGUAAAACGCAGGGGACUCGGAAAUAACAAAGAAAUCAAACGCCUGUUCAUUGGACGCUUGACUAGGUAAAGCUGAUGAUGAUAUUGCCUAAUUUCCGUGGUCUUCAGACAGGAGCGGAACUUCGUCCAAUAGCAGCUCGACAGUGUCGACUGUGUCCACUGUGUCCAGAUUGUCCAGUGCCUCAACUGUCUGUGAUGAAACUGAAUGUGAUGAGAGUGAUAUAGACAUGGAAGAAAUUCAAAAUAGAGAAUCUAGUGAAUCCGUUUCUAAACCCAAAUUUUACUGUCCAUGCAUAACUGAAUUAUGUCAACGUUUGUUCCAAAUAAAACGCCAUUGAAGAUAAA
Messenger RNA from Plutella xylostella (diamondback moth), 757 nucleotides. RefSeq lists its product as uncharacterized. Lineage: Eukaryota; Metazoa; Arthropoda; Insecta; Lepidoptera; Plutellidae. The record is from RefSeq and is a predicted model, not a curated record.